AUGUCUCUCUACACAGCCCCCCUUACUACGACCAAAGGGGAGGAGGCCAAGACCACACCCAAAAGACUCCUCCAGACUUUCCAAGAAGUACAGGCUUGGCAACGCGACAACGAGUACCUCAGAAACCAUUACCGGUCUACCACAGGUUCCUAUCGAGAAUGCCUGAAAAGCCUGUCAUACCUACACAACCAGACCGGCAACAUCUAUACGCAUCUCAUCGGCGCAGUAGUGAUACUCUCCUAUGGUAUCUACGCUUACAACAGCGUUAGUGCGCGAUACGUUACCGCUGAUAUCAACGAUCUCCUCGCGUUCGGUGUCUUCAUAGGAAGUGCGGUUGCUUGCUUCGGGAUCAGCGCUACGUUUCACAUGUUUGGGAACCACUCUAGCGCCGUUUACCAUACCUGGCUCCAACUCGAUCUUUACGGCAUAUUCAUCCUGAUUGUUGGAACUGUGUACUCUGGAACAUACUAUGGAUUUUACUGCGAGAGACAGUAUUGGAUGUUGUAUUCCGUCGGGAUUACCACUAUUGUCACGGGUGCCGCUACACUUUGUUCGAUACCGCGAUUUCGUACGCCAAAGUGGCGCUGGGCGAGAGCGACAUUGUUCUGUGCUAUCGGUUGGUCAGGCGCGGUUCCCAUGACGCAUGCUGCGCAGUCAUUUGGUAUUGAACAGGCUGAUAAGCAGAUGGGUUGGUGGUUGAUGAUCUGCGAGGGAUUGUGCUAUAUCACCGGUGCUUUCAUCUAUGCAAUCCGCUUCCCCGAGAGAUUUCGUCCCGGCCUCUUUGAUAUCUGGGGUUGCUCACAUCAAAUCUUCCAUCUUUGUGCUGUCGGGGGCGCGGCUUGGCACUUAGUGGCUCUUCUCAAGGCUUUCGACUAUAACCAUGAUCCGGUAACGAGAAGAUGUUGA
Alternaria burnsii is the source of this 906-nucleotide messenger RNA. RefSeq lists its product as uncharacterized. NCBI's taxonomy places the organism in Eukaryota, Fungi, Ascomycota, Dothideomycetes, Pleosporales, Pleosporaceae. The record is from RefSeq and is a predicted model, not a curated record. Gene Ontology annotation, molecular function: signaling receptor activity. The transcript is spliced from 2 exons. The coding region runs from base 1 to 906 and encodes 301 amino acids. Gene Ontology annotation, cellular component: membrane.